This is a messenger RNA of Conger conger (European conger), 7403 nucleotides long. RefSeq names its product SWI/SNF-related matrix-associated actin-dependent regulator of chromatin subfamily D member 3-like. Bases 260 to 1672 code for a protein of 470 amino acids. Gene Ontology annotation, biological process: regulation of transcription by RNA polymerase II. NCBI's taxonomy places the organism in Eukaryota, Metazoa, Chordata, Actinopteri, Anguilliformes, Congridae. The transcript has 15 exons. Gene Ontology annotation, cellular component: SWI/SNF complex; nucleus. The record is from RefSeq and is a predicted model, not a curated record.
GGAGGAGGAGACGAGCGGGGGAGCCCGCAAGGCGACCAAGAGCAAACUGUUUGAGUUCCUGGUGCAUGGAGUGGAUGAGUGCUGGCGGACAUCGGACACGGAACCCAGAUGGCUGUGAGCCGGGCUUUUAGAGAGGAUGGCUCUUGCACCGUUCAGCUGAGAAAUGAACCCCGGACAUCUCCAGCAAAGAGCUAAAAUACGCAGGGAAAAGAUGCUCAUCACCUGGCUCUAGCGUCCGGGAAUACCCUCUGGAGCACGGAUGCCACAUCAGGGGGCGCCGAUGGGCCCCCCCGGGCCGCCGUACGGAGGAAGCCCCUCGGUCCGGCCCGGCAUCCCCAACCCGGUGAUGGAGGCCAGCCGGAAGAGGCCCGCCACCUCCCAGCAGGUCCAGCAGCAGUCCGUCCAGAACCGGGCCCGAAAGAAACCAGUGGGAUUCCCUGGAGCCAAUGAGAUCGCCGCAAGGCAGAUGGACAUGAGAGAUGCCCAAUCAGAUCCCACGCUUGGAUCCAAUGCCAAGAGAAGGAAAAUGGCAGACAAGAUUCUCCCUCAGAGGAUCCGUGAGCUGGUCCCAGAGUCACAGGCCUACAUGGAUCUCCUGGCCUUUGAGCGGAAACUGGACCAAACCAUAAUGAGGAAACGGGUGGACAUUCAGGAGGCACUGAAGAGACCCAUGAAGCAAAAGCGCAAACUACGGCUGUACAUCUCCAACACCUUCAACCCCGCCAAGCCUGAUGCGGAUGACUCCGAUGGCAGCAUUGCAUCAUGGGAGCUGCGGGUGGAGGGGAAACUACUGGAUGACCCUGGAAAACAGAAACGGAAGUUCUCGUCCUUCUUCAAGAGCCUGGUGAUCGAACUGGACAAGGACCUGUAUGGACCUGACAACCACCUGGUGGAGUGGCACCGCACCCCGACCACCCAGGAGACGGACGGCUUCCAGGUAAAGAGGCCCGGAGAUGUGAGUGUGCGCUGCACCCUGCUGCUCAUGCUGGACUACCAGCCCCCCCAGUUCAAGCUGGACCCCCGCCUGGCCCGGCUACUGGGCAUCCAUACCCAGACCCGCUCAGCCAUCAUCCAGGCCCUCUGGCAGUACGUGAAGACCAACAAGCUUCAGGACGCCCACGACAAGGAGUACAUCAACUGUGACAAGUACUUCCAGCAGAUUUUCGACUGCCCCCGGCUGAAGUUCUCAGAGAUUCCCCAGAGGCUCACCAACCUGCUCCUGCCCCCAGACCCCAUCGUCAUUAACCACGUCAUCAGUGUGGACCCUAACGACCAGAAGAAGACAGCCUGCUACGACAUCGACGUGGAGGUGGAGGACCCUCUGAAGGGCCAGAUGAGCAGCUUCCUGCUCUCCACGGCCAAUCAGCAGGAGAUUGCAUCCCUGGACAAUAAGAUCCAUGAGACCAUCGAGUCCAUCAACCAGCUGAAGAUCCAGAGAGACUUCAUGCUGAGCUUCUCCAAGGACCCCAAAGGCUACAUCCAGGACUGGCUCAAAUCCCAGACCCGAGACCUGAAGAUGAUGACAGAUAUGGUGGGAAACCCGGAGGAGGAGAGGAGGGCGGAGUUCUACCACCAGCCUUGGUCCCAGGAGGCCGUCAGUCGCUACUUCUACUGUAAGAUCCAGCAACGAAGACAAGAGCUGGAGCAGGCUCUGGCUGUGCGCAACACCUAAAUCCUUCCCCACCUCCCUUCCUUUCAACGCUCCUGAGUCAAUGAGAUGCCCGCGCCUCGUCUGUGAUGUUAAUUUGAUGUCAUACUCAUUUGUUAUUGUGACCUUUGACCUCUGACCUGUGACUGGUGACCAAUUGCACACGCCCUACACGUUGAGCCCAGUUCUGGAAUCAAGCUGUUACCUGUUACACGCAAGUGCCACAUCAAGGCCGUCAAACCCAAUCUCUCCAACUCACAGGACAACAGAACACUGUCUGACCUCUGACCCCCAUCCCCCCCCACCCUUCAGCAUGUCCUGAAUUUCUAAGCAGUGCACAUCUGGAUGUUUUUUUUUAAAAACCAGCUGCCUGUAUUGUCAGUGGAGCCACAAUGGAUGUCACUAACUACCCCAGUGCAGCCCCUGUAUAUGCUGUGGGGUUUCCUCGGUGUCCCGGGGGUCCAGACUUUCAGUUCCCUCAUUCCCCCGUGAAGUGGGUUGAUGCAUCUCCACACUGAACUAAAGACGGAGCUGAAACAUGGUCAGGAACGCAGGAAAAGGUUGUCGAAAGGAGGUCGAAAGGAGGAGAAGGAGGUGGAAGAAACGGAGGGAAGGACUAGGGGGCUCCACACGGGCCCAGUGUUUUUUCAGUCAAGAUUUUCAGUGUUCAACCGCAGCAUUGGUUGUUAAUCAUCAGUAUUAAUUUCACAGUGUCAGUCUGGGGCCUGAAAUCGUCCGUUUUCCACUUUGGUGUCGGGGUUGAGCCUAUCCUGUUGCGUCUUUGGAUUUUCUCAGAGCUCCUGAACAGAUGUGCAAAACAAAAUGCCCUGUUCUACUCGCCACACAUUUGUAACCCGACACAAGACGGAUGCUGUUAAUUUUAUGUAGUCUCACAUUAUUUUUUUAGCCUAAGCUGAAGAACCUAAGCUAAAAGCUUGCACGUUCCAGUUUCACGUCCUCCCUUGGAAGCAUACACACUGGUGGGUAUAUCACCUUAAACCAUAGACCACAGAGUCACACUGCCUGUAUUAGAAAAUAGAGAGAGCAGUGGUUUCCAACAUUGUUCCUGGACAUCUUCUGUCCCGUAGGUUUUAAUUUCAACCCGAAUGUGGCACACCUGAUUCUACUCAUUACCAGCUCAACAGGAUCUCUAGCUGUUGAAUGAGGUGUGCUUUGUCAGGGUUGGAGUGAAAACCUACCAGGCGGUAGAUCUCUGGGAACAGGGUUGGGAACCAGUGACACAGAGAGACGUUUUUGCUCCAUUCUGUGAGUAGAGGUGCGAUAUGACAAUGUGUGUGCAGAGAGUGCAGUACUUGCUGUAGACCACAGGGGGGCGCUUGUGCGUCCAUGCUCCCUUCAUCUGUAGGGGCUUUGUGUUCUUUCCCUGAGCUGGUGCUGCACAGUACGCACAGCUAUUUGCCAGUAAAGUAAGUAAACUAAGAUCCCACACAUACCGUGAAGUUAUAUUUAGUGACAUUUUUAUGUGGUAAAACCCAAUCCUAAAACUUUAAUUGAGAACAUCCUGUCCUAUGGUUGUCAAUUCAUAGGACUGUGUACCACAAACCAAAGAUUAAACCCCACAUCUCUUCAGUUCAGUCAGAGCAAUCUGAUUUUACAUGAAAUUUGUUUGAUGUCAUAGAAAUCACUGACGGUGUUGGUCAUCCAUAUCUGGGAAUCAUAGCUGUCACAAAAAAGUAAAUCUAGAGAAAUGUCAAAGGACACUUAUGUCUUUCAAAAUCCCAACAAGUGGUACUAGGAUUAGGGCACUCUUAACCCUUUUAAGAGUGGGCUUUCUAGAAUGUUUUUUUUUUUUUUCAAUAUUCUAAGUCAGUGUUCUAGAACUCCAUUGGUUUCAAUUACCAAUAGUGAUCAUCAGCAUUAGAAUGUUGGGUUAAGAACAUUCUACUCACAUGUUUGUGAUCAUAUCCCUUACAGCUGUCACAGUGUACCUUAUCAAACAGGUGUUCAGAGCCCUCUCACUGUUGCAGGUGAAAAUGUACUGUUUACUUAAGCUGACAGCCUUGAGGUGUCGCUCACUGUACUAUGUGUCUUUGGACUGGGUUGUAAUCGUUUGACAGCUUGUCACAUUAACUGGACAGAAAAUCUUAAAUGUUUCCAAAGCAUAUGGAAAACCGAUCGGUGUAUAUAUGUAAGUGUCCAGUUCCAUUACUGUGCAUAAUAUGGAACCAGAGUGCCGUGACCCAUUUUCAAGCAGGAUUCAAAUACUGUAAAUAUGGGCCAUAAUCCACCCAGGUGAACAAUAACAUUUUCACAGCGCUAAUAGAAAGUUGAUGGGAGUUUUAUUAUGUUAAAUCAACGUCAGAGCAAGAGAAACCUCAGAUGUGAAUUUUUAUCAAAUUGCUGGUCCACUCUGGACACAAAUGCAGUUGUCUGCAGUUGUCAGUGUUUUGAGUGUAUGUGAGUGAAAUAUGAUCAGUGUUAAUCUGCAGCCAGAAACCGACAGCAACCCCCAGGUUUACAUGAAGGAAAAUAAUUACUUCCUGCCAAAUCCAACAGGUGAAUUUAACAAAGCAUGUUAGCAAGGCAGUGCUUAUAACACUGUGUGGUAGCCGAAUCGCUUAGUUUUACAUUACAAGUGGAGAAACACCCACUUCUAAAUGGCAGGGUGUUUUUACACUGCCCAUUUCUGAACUCCACGGCAGUGCCUGUCUAGUCUCUAGUUCUGAAAGUGGAGAAAAAAAAGGCCUGCAUUUCUUAAACUCCCCUUCAAUGCCAGCAGCUACCAGUCCUUAUCUCAAGAGUGAUAGGGUACAAGCCGCACACAGUGUUGAUUUGAAAAUGUCAAGCAUUCACAUUUUAAAGUGCCAUAGCAUAGCAUUGUUUUGUGGUACACCUGCGCAAGUUUUUUGUUUUUGUUUUAAUAGUUAUUUUCAGGAGUUUCAUGUGUUGUACAGCAAAAGGACAUAACAGCCGAGGAACAUUUGACAGGCAGGACAGUUGGGCUUGACCAGAAUUGGGUUGGGUUGCCACUGACUAGAUUUAUUGGAAUUGUUAAAAAAAAAAAAAAACUUAAACAUGAAAACAUUCCCCUCCAAUUUUCCUCCCUGAAGGGACGUUUUUUUUUUUUGGUUUUUUUUUCGGUCCCAUAAAGAAUAAUGUUUGGAUUCGGCCCUGUUGGAAGUGACUGCCUGGGCUUCUUAAUGAGAACCAUUCUAGCAAUUUCCGUCUCUGUACUGGAGUGGCCACUUCUCAGCUGGAAAUGUGCAGGAGCCAAUGGCAGCAGAACGUGUCACAGGGCUGCCGCAGAAACAUGAUGUAAUGGCAUGUUUUCACAGGAAACAAACAUGGUCAUAAAUAUGCAGUCAGGCUGCUUGUAAAUGGCAGUGGUAAAUUUUCCAGUGCUCAAAAGCAAAAGGUGAUUCAUCUGUAUACGUUACAAAGUAUAACACAGGAAGUGAAGUAUUCCCUAAAUAGCUCCCUACACACAGAUGUCUGUGCUCUUAAAAAUGGAAAGUGUUAAUCACAUAAGCAUUGUGAGACCUUCUCGGUUCCAACUGAAAUAUUUGACGAAAAUGAGUUAGUGUCAUAAAUAUGUUGUUCAUAGGGCAAUUCAUUUCAUAGGAUUUUGUACAUUCUGGGUACUUUUAGGGUGCAUGUUAUUUUAAUCUGUGAAGAACUGCCCUGUGUUUCAGUUUUGCUGUUUUAGGAUGUGAAAGCUUUGAAGCGACUCGAAACACAGAUAGAUCCUUAAUUCCCAGUUUCAUAAUUUGCCUGAAUUUAACCAAUACCUCCAUUCAGUGGACUUCAGUAAUCAACAGACACAGAAGGGCUUCAGCCUUUUAAGGAUCCAGCAUCUGGAUCUGAACUAGCUGAUCUCAUCAGGUUCCUCUCAAUUACAUGUUUCAUAAGGGACUAUGAAAGUGCAAUGAAAUGGGAGGCUGUUAUGCUUUGCUUCUAUUGACAUGGGGAGGGGGGGCAAUAUAUUUUAAGUCCACUAAUACCCACAGAAUUUAUGAAGAUCAUCAUGUAGCACUGCCUGUCACUGAAUUUGCAUCUUCAGCUCCCGAUUGGAUGUCAUAGCUGUCCGUCUCAUCAUGGUACCCAUGGGAAAAAAAUGGAGCGCUUUUUUUUUUUUUUUUUUUGUACUUUGUGAAAAUGCCUGUGAAAAAAAGACAAAGAAACCCAUUGCCUCUAAAAAGAUCUGCUUUGCUUUGUUUUCUAAACUGAUGCAUGCCGCAUGGACAUUACAGUUUAUAUUUUUUAAAGGAUGCUUUUUGGCAUGAAGACGUAACCAUGAACACUGAAUUCUGACUGUGAGACAAGUACACGUUUGGGCCCCUGUGAUUUGGGAGUUGAGUGGCGCUCAGAUCGGUCUGUAAUGACUUCCUGUGCGACAAAAAAUGAGGACCAGAAUCCGUUCCAACGUUGUCGCCUGUUGGGGCCCGAAACAACUGUUCAGCAACACUGUCAGAGAACUGAAAUACGCUUCAGACUCACUCCACCCUUCCUGUGCCCAUCUCACUCCAAGCUGCCCCUUUCCUGACUGCUCCUGGAGCUCAGACAAACCCCCUUCCCCAAACAGGGAUCCAGAAUUCACAAUCUGUACAGUACAGUGCCUGGCCUCUAGGAGGCACUAUAGAGAUCUAUAUUUAAUGUAAUGGCACUUGGUGUUUGUGCGGGGGGGGGUAAAUUAAAAUGUGACUGUGGUUUUGUUUUUUAGACUUGUGUGUGAAGGACAGUAGCAUUUGCCAAAGUUUGUGCCUGCGAGGCUGUCAUGUUAGAGGGUGUGUCCGUGUGACGUCAGUCGGGCUGGUCUGGACUGGUUUCAGUUCCUGGUUUGGUUUCUGCCGCCCAGCCAAUUAUGACGUUCAUAUCUGGGUUCUCUCCUGUGCGAAAAAUCUAAAGAAUGGCCAGCCUCACAGGCUAAACUAGGUAAGUCACAAGAAAAAAAAAUGUUGGCUAAUGUCUAACCAAAAAAAAAAACCUCUUUGAGGGGUUAAUGACCUUAUGAGUGUAUCAGUAAGGACAUUACUGUUACUCUGAAAGAUGUCGACAAAGAAAUGUUUUAACACAAAAGAACUGUGGUGUUGUAUCACGACUUGCAAAUACUUGUUUCAAGAUUGUUUUUAAUGUGGUAACUUCAAAAGUAAAAUAAAUGUUGUCAGAGACAAAUAACCUUGGGAAUAUGCCCAAGCUCGUUUUGAUGAACUCGGGCUGAGGUUGAAAUGCCUUCUGAAGGUAAAGACUAGGAAUGUGGGAGUGUAGGGUGGACUUUUUUUAACAUCCAUGUUAUCUGUUCAUUUAGUACAGACAGCUUUCCUUCUAGACAGGGAGGACUGGUGUGUAUUGUAGGACUAACAGACCAAAAAGAAGCAAAACGACAACAUCAGCAAAAAAAAAUAAAAAUCAUCUUCUUGGCCUUGUUCCCUUGGGAUGAUGGGAAAUGUAGUCACUAACCUGGCAUAUCCAUGUCCUACCCCUUGCAACAACUCGUAGAGCUGCAUGCUGUUCCUUUUAUUCGUGCUGUAGGUCAAGUCUAGUUCCACCUUGUACAUAGAAACACAGGGCGCCUCAGAACCACAUAAAGAACCACCAUUGUGUUUUAUUUGGGCGUUUCUCAGAGCCCAGCUGAGUAGCGUGACGGGGCGUCCCGUCCUCACCGUUGUUUUAGGAAAGUGAUCCUUUUCGUCCAUUAAUUCUUUUCCGUUUGGCCGCCGCUGCAGAUCGAACAGUGGCCUGUAACUUUGUCCUGCUGGCUGUACAGAACAUGUAAUAAAACAUUUCUAAAUAUGCA